UCAGUUGCUAAAUUAGAACUUACAAACCCUAACCUUAAUUUCAAAAUCACCCACAUACCUCCCACCUGAUUGUUCCUCCAUGAGCCACGCUCACUUUCUCUUCACUCCCCCACCGCCAACCCCUCUCCCUCAUAUACACACAACACACAGUUCAACAAACCAAAAAGGAAAUAAACGAAAAGAAAAUGGGGAAAAAGGGAGAAAGAGAGAUCUGUGAGAGAGUAGAGGAGAUCGGAGAACAAGGAAGGGAAGGGGGCUUUGCCGCCACCGUCGCGCACCACCAUUGACGUCAUAACGCCGAGCCACCACGCAAGGAGAGAAGGAGACGUCGCCGCUGCUGCCGCCGUCGAGCAGAACCGUUUCCAGCUAGGGAGAGCGCGCGUUGCGAGCCAGAAACGCCGCGAGGAGGAAGAGGAGCCGUCGGCUCCGCCGCUGUCCAGUCACCGUCGAGCUGGGUUCACCGUCGCGCCUCACUACGCGUCACCAUUGAGUUUCGAAGAGAGAGGGAAGAGAAACGCGACAGUGGGAGCUCCGUUGAAUCUGGUCACCGUCACUGCUGCCGUCCCAGUCGCUGCCAGGGGAAGCCCCUGCAGCCGUUGCCACGGGUGGAGUCUUCCAUCGAGCUGUAAGCCGUUGGUAGAGCUAUACCUUGCCGGAGUUGCUUUUCACCACUGUCAGUUCAGUUUCACCGCAAUCCUGCUCCACUUUCUUACAUGCCAUUCCUCCAAAUGAAGCAAUUGAUACUGUGGAGGCUUAAGUUUGAAAUGACAGCUCCAACAAUUAAGUGUUUCUUAAGACGGUUCGUUCGUGCAGCUCAAGGAGUCAGUGAGACCCCUUCGUUGCAACUAGAGUGCUUGACAAACUACAUUGCCGAAUUGUCUUUGUUGGAGUACAAUAUGCUUUGUUAUGCUCCGUCACUAAUAGCUGCUUCUGCAAUUUUUCUAGCCAAGUUUAUACUCUCCCCCUCAACCAAACCAUGGAAUGCUACAUUGAAGCACUAUACACAAUACCAGCCUUCUGAUUUGUGUAGUUGUGUAAGGGAUCUCCAUCGACUUUGUUGCAACCAUCCUAAUUCCAAUUUGCCUGCAAUUAGGGAAAAGUAUAGUCAGCACAAGAUAUGUUGAAUUUGUGUUUUCAAUACAAAAAUGUGGCCAAGAAGUAUUGCCCUCCCUCAAUACCUUCAGAAUAUUUUCAGAAUUGAGGAAAGAUACUAUUGAAUUGCCGGUUCUCAAGAGAGAAGGCCACUCUUCUCUUAUCGUUGUAUAUGUAGUUACCAUUUUUCCCACCUUGAUUAGAAGAGUUCUUGUUGUAUCUGCUUUUCAUUUGACGUGGCAUGUUGUUUCUGCCUUUAUUUUUUUUUAAUAUUUUUUUUAAUACAUAUAUGUAGUAUACAUAAAUAUAAAU
Arachis stenosperma is the source of this 1404-nucleotide messenger RNA. Its product is annotated as cyclin-A1-4-like. Gene Ontology annotation, biological process: regulation of cyclin-dependent protein serine/threonine kinase activity; mitotic cell cycle phase transition. Gene Ontology annotation, molecular function: cyclin-dependent protein serine/threonine kinase regulator activity. Lineage: Eukaryota; Viridiplantae; Streptophyta; Magnoliopsida; Fabales; Fabaceae. The record is from RefSeq and is a predicted model, not a curated record. Gene Ontology annotation, cellular component: cytoplasm; nucleus; cyclin-dependent protein kinase holoenzyme complex. The coding region runs from base 714 to 1124 and encodes 136 amino acids. The transcript is spliced from 7 exons.